AUGGCGGCGGCCCGGGGCUCGGCGCGGAGCUGCUGCCGCCGCCGCUCCCCGCCCGCUUUUGAACAUCAAACCCUCCGGACCCCCCCUCGGGCUCCGACCCGCCCGCCCCGGCAAGUGAGAAACCCUCGGAUUCCCCCUCGAGUUCCGCCCCCCUCGCCCCGGCAGGUGAGAGACCGUCCGGACGCCCCCUCGGGCUCCGACCCGCCCGCCCCAGCAGGUGUCUUGUCACAGUAUCGCCAGCGGGUUUCUGAUGCCAACCAGCGGCUUUGCUCGGUGUGUACACACACACUGUGCAGAGACAUGGACGGCACUCCCAGGACACCAUCCCAAGAAAACCCCAUCCCAACAAAUUCUUGUCCCAUGCAGCGCUAGAUGGCCAGGCCUGAAGCUAUUUGCACACCUUGCACAGCACUUGCAGGGCUUGCACAGCUUUUGCACAGGGCUUGCACAGCCUGUACAUGGAGUUGGCAUGGUUUGCCUGGCAUUUGCACACUCAGUGUGUUCACACGGGGCCUUGCACACACCACUCCCCCAGCAGUUAGUGACCCACCAGAGCCUAACCCAGCUGGGGUAGGAGGCAGAGGAAGGGUUCACAGAGAAAGGCUUCAUUAACUGUUAUUCUUCUGUCAGUCUCCUAUUAAAUCCAGCCUGAUGUUAUUCAGAUACUAAAGGUCAUUUUUAAAAACCAUCUGACAAGACCUCCCAGACCUGAGGCCUCACUCCCCCCUGGCCAGGGUGCUGACUCCACUCGGGAGCCCUCCCAGAACCAGAACAUGGCAGCAGGGCUCAGUGCUCAGGGCAUCUCUUCCCAAAGAUGGGAAGGCUGAAAAGCACUGUCCGGUCCUGUCCCACUUAAUCCCACCUCAAAGCACAGCCCCAGGCUCCAAACUGUGCUCCUGAUGCUCCCAUUGCAGCCUGUGGCAGCACUCAGUGCUGCCCAAGGAAGGGAUCAAAACGGUCAGCAAGAGGAUGGAAGGAUGAUGGGCUGGGAAGGACUGCUGAAUGGGCAGACAAGUUAUCCAUAAACCUCUGGGCUUCUUGCAAUGGUUUCUGGAUCAUCCUGCCUGGAACCGUUUCACACAGUCAGUUUUAUGGGAAACAGUGAAAGGUACAAAAAUGGUGAGCGUGGGCCUAGCAUCAAGCCCCCAAGUCUGUACAUCCUCCUGCAGGUUGGGGUGCAUAUGCCUGCCACACAUGUGGAAUCCCAAGCUUCACCAAAUUCCCUGGCACUGGAA
Messenger RNA from Vidua chalybeata, 1235 nucleotides. Its product is annotated as myelin-associated oligodendrocyte basic protein-like. The transcript has 3 exons. The record is from RefSeq and is a predicted model, not a curated record. The coding region runs from base 1 to 372 and encodes 123 amino acids. Lineage: Eukaryota; Metazoa; Chordata; Aves; Passeriformes; Viduidae.